CACUACAUUUAAUUCCCCACUGUUUCUGAUCUUAAACAACUUGGACAGAAGAAAACUUCUCCAACAAAUGGCUAGAGUAGCAGGCAUUUUUCUGUGCCUCCUGAUUUUAGUCAUGGAUGUUGCAGCUGGGAUUCUUGGCUUCGAGGCUGAAAUAGCACAAAACAAGGUUAAGCACUUAAGAUUGUGGAUAUUUGAGUGUAGAGAGCCAAGUCAUCAAGCCUUCAUGUUAGGGUUGGGUGCAGCAGUGCUUUUGGGACUAGCCCAUGCUAUAGCCAAUUUGCUUGGUGGCUGCAAUUGCAUUUGUUCUCAACAAGAGUUUGAGAAGGCUUCCUCCAAUAGGCAACUCUCAACUGCUUGCCUUAUUUUAACUUGGGUUGUGCUGGCCAUUGGAUUGUCCAUGCUGGUGAUAGGGACCAUGUCAAACAAUAGGUCAGAUGGUUCCUGUGGUUUCUCACACCAUCACUUCCUGUCCAUUGGUGGAAUCUGUUGUUUUGUUCAUGGCCUAUUCUGUAUUGCAUAUUACGUUUCUGCCACUGCCUCUAUGGAUUAAUUAGUGAGUAAGAAAAGCAUCUAGAAGUCACUCAUUUAUGCUUUAGUGCUUUUGGAGCUUUCCUAAAAAUGAGUGUGACUUUGCAAAAUGUGUAGGAAGACUUUAAUGCUCCUUGUACUAGAAAAGGGAAACAUGCAACCGUUUUUUAGAUGACCAAACUACCCUCUGCAUUGACUUGUAUCAUUAUUAUCAUAGUUCAAGUUGUUUUUAAUUAGGCCAUAGCCAUUGAAUUUGCUAUCAUCCUAUGAAACUGGCUGUAGAAAAAUUUUAGGUGCCAUAGAUCUUGGGUGUUAGCUACUUGCUAUAUGAAUUUUUCCCCUUUUUUUCCCUUGAA
This is a messenger RNA of Glycine soja, 884 nucleotides long. RefSeq lists its product as uncharacterized. The transcript has 3 exons. The record is from RefSeq and is a predicted model, not a curated record. NCBI's taxonomy places the organism in Eukaryota, Viridiplantae, Streptophyta, Magnoliopsida, Fabales, Fabaceae. The coding region runs from base 68 to 550 and encodes 160 amino acids.